This is a messenger RNA of Salmo salar (Atlantic salmon), 3040 nucleotides long. RefSeq lists its product as uncharacterized. Gene Ontology annotation, molecular function: phosphatidylinositol phosphate binding. Gene Ontology annotation, biological process: cilium assembly; intracellular protein transport; vesicle organization. The record is from RefSeq and is a predicted model, not a curated record. NCBI's taxonomy places the organism in Eukaryota, Metazoa, Chordata, Actinopteri, Salmoniformes, Salmonidae. Gene Ontology annotation, cellular component: endosome.
CACAAUAAGAUGUUUUAUAUCAGAGGUUUAUGGAAGCAGCACAAGGUGUCCCUCAAUCCUCUCUCCUGUGACUGUUUGGAUACCUUCAGACCUGUUUGUCCAUAAUAAAGAGGACAAGGAUCAGCUGUUCUCUCAGAGUGUAACGUUCAUUCAUUCCCCAGUCCGCUGUGGAUGUGAUCUGAUCGGGAUCUGAACUUGAAGAAUGAGAGAAGUGAUUAACAACCUUGUGUUCCAGUCUCUCUCCUCUCCUCUCCAUGGAGCAGUUUAUCAGUGUCUGGGUUCGGGAUCCUCGGAUUCAGAAGAAUGACUUCUGGCAUGCCCACAUGGACUAUGAAAUCUGUAUACAUACCAACAGUCUCUGCUUCACUAAGAAGAUCUCCUGUGUGAGGAGAAGGUACCGUGAGUUCGUAUGGCUCCGGCAGAAACUACAGACAAACUCCCUACUCAUGGUCCAGCUACCUGAACUACCACCUAAGAACCCUUUCUUUAGCCUGAACAAUGCCCAGCAGAUCACAGAGAGGAUGAAGGGUCUCCAGAAGUUCCUUCAACUGACCCUGGAGAGUAAUCUGCUUCUGUCAGACAGCUGUCUGCACCUCUUCCUGCAGUCGGAGCUGGGGGUGUCCCAGAUAGAGGCCUGCGCCUCAGGGAGAACCCAUUACUCUGUGUCCCAGGCCGUGCUGCGCUGCGGCUGCAAACUGCAACGCUUCCACUCCCAGGAGGACCUGUUAGAGACCAGCCGCAAGGAGUCCUGUGACUCCGACUCUGUUAGUGGGUUUGUAGAGCCGGAACCCAGCAGCAAAGAUGGAACUGCUUCCUCACCCCCAGAGACCCUAGCUCUGUCUCUACCUGAUAGGACCAGACCUAACCCCGACCAGGAAGAAACCCUAGCUCUGUCUCUACCUGAUAGGACCAGACCUAACCCCGACCAGGAAGAGACCCUAGCUCUGUCUCUACCUGAUAGGACCAGACCUAACCCCAGCCAGGAAGAGACCCUAGCUCUGUCUCUACCUGAUAGGACCAGACCUAACCCCGACCAGGAAGAGACCCUAGCUCUGUCUCUACCUGAUAGGACCAGACCUAACCCUGACCAGGAAGAAACCCUAGCUCUGUCUCUACCUGAUAGGACCAGACCUAACCCCGACCAGGAAGAAACCCUAGCUCUGUCUCUACCUGAUAGGACCAGACCUAACCCCGACCAGGAAGAAACCCUAGCUCUGUCUCUGCCUGAUAGGACCAGAUCUAACCCCGACCAGGAAGAGACCCUAGCUCUGUCUCUACCUGAUAGGACCAGACCUAACCCCGACCAGGAAGAAACCCUAGCUCUGUCUCUGCCUGAUAGGACCAGACCUAACCCUGACCAGGAAGAAACCCUAGCUCUGUCUCUACCUGAUAGGACCAGACCUAACCACAACCAGGAAGAGACCCUAGCUCUGUCUCUACCUGAUAGGACCAGACCUAACCCCGACCAGGAAGAAACCCUAGCUCUGUCUCUACCUGAUAGGACCAGACCUAACCCCAGCCAGGAAGAAACCCUAGCUCUGUCUCUACCUGAUAGGACCAGACCUAACCCCGACCAGGAAGAGACCCUAGCUCUGUCUCUACCUGAUAGGACCAGACCUAACCCCGACCAGGAAGAGACCCUAGCUCUGUCUCUACCUGAUAGGACCAGAUCUAACCCCGACCAGGAAGAAACCCUAGCUCUGUCUCUACCUGAUAGGACCAGACCUUACCCCAGCCAGGAAGAGACCCUAGCUCUGUCUCUACCUGAUAGGACCAGACCUAACCCCGACCAGGAAGAAACCCUAGCUCUGUCUCUACCUGAUAGGACCAGACCUUACCCCAGCCAGGAAGAGACCCUAGCUCUGUCUCUACCUGAUAGGACCAGACCUAACCCCGACCAGGAAGAAACCCUAGCUCUGUCUCUGCCUGAUAGGACCAGACCUAACCACAACCAGGAAGAGACCCUAGCUCUGUCUCUACCUGAUAGGACCAGACCUAACCCCGACCAGGAAGAAACCCUAGCUCUGUCUCUGCCUGAUAAGACUAGACCUAACCCCAACCAGGAAGAAGACACUCUCAGCAUGUCUGUCUCUCCAUAGGAACAUCACCGCCAACCAGGACACGGUAACUUACAAUAUUCUGCAUCCCAAAUGUCACCCGAUAGGGCUCUGGUCCAAAGUAGUGCACUAUGUAGGGAAUAGGGUGCUAUUUGGGACACUGUGUUUGCUCUCAUUUCAUCUUAAAAUAAGGCUUCCACACAGCUUUUAAAAUAAGGCUUCCACACAGCUUUUAAAAUAAGGCUUCCACACAGCCUUUGAAAUAAGGCUUCCACACAGCUUUUAAAAUAAGGCUUCCACACAGCUUUUAAAAUAAGGCUUCCACACAGCUUUUAAAAUAAGGCUUCCACACAGCUUUUGAAAUAAGUCUUCCACACAGCUUUUGAAAUAAGGCUUCCACACAGCUUUUGAAAUAAGGCUUCCACACAGCUUUUGAAAUAAGGCUUCCACACAGCUUUUAAAAUAAGGCUUCCACACAGCCUUUGAAAUAAGGCUUCCACACAGCUUUUAAAAUAAGGCUUCCACACAGCUUUUAAAAUAAGGCUUCCACACAGCUUUUAAAAUAAGGCUUCCACACAGCUUUUAAAAUAAGGCUUCCACACAGCUUUUAAAAUAAGGCUUCCACACAGCCUUUGAAAUAAGGCUUCCACACAGCUUUUAAAAUAAGGCUUCCACACAGCUUUUAAAAUAAGGCUUCCACACAGCUUUUAAAAUAAGGCUUCCACACAGCUUUUAAAAUAAGGCUUCCACACAGCUUUUUGUCAUCCAUUUCAACUACUGUCACCAUAACUACCUUGUCUUUCUGCCAUCAAAACUGUUUUUUUACUUCUAUUCUUUUCCAGAGAUGAUGAUGAGGGAAUAUAUGUGUUUAUGUCUGUGUAGUUUUGUGAAUAUUUGUAAAGUCCAGAAAUCUGAAAUCUGUAAAUAUUAGGAUCCCUUCAUACAUACACUGUAAAUAAAGUCAGUUCUAAUGGUUUUUUUAA